Molecule: messenger RNA, 1382 nt
Organism: Bipolaris sorokiniana ND90Pr
Lineage: Eukaryota; Fungi; Ascomycota; Dothideomycetes; Pleosporales; Pleosporaceae
Exons: 2
Coding region: 127-1125 (332 amino acids)
Source: RefSeq, a predicted model, not a curated record
CUGACCUGAUGGCCGGCACUACCCCUCUCAACCCCGGAUCUAUGCUCUGGCUUAGCUUGGGUUACUUAAUUCGUGGCAUUUAGUCAACAUCCCAGUUGACAAGAUACGUACUUCAGGUUUAGAGCUAUGCUUCGCACAUUGUCCCUCGCACGUUUCCCCGCCGCAUCAAGAGCUCAACCCCUUCGCAGGUUCUCCAUCAAAGCGACAACCAUGGCACCACUACGAGCUGGCUUUGUGCCCGAGCACUUCUGUACCCCACUAGAGUUUGCAAAGAGGCACUAUGGCCUCGAUGUAGAUCUCAUUCCUUUUCCUUCUGGCACAGGUCACAUGGUCACUGCUAUCCAGGCCGGUGAGAUCGAUCUUGCCGUAGGCCUGACAGAAGGCUGGAUCUCAGCGCUGGGCAAAGCACAAGCUGCUAAGCAAGACGCAGGCUUCAAAAUAGUCGGCACAUAUGUCGAAACGCCGCUAUGCUGGGCCAUCUCAACUGGGGCGAAGCGGGAUGAGCUCAAAGGUGUCCAAGACUUGAAAGGCAAGAAGGCGGGUGUUUCGAGGAUUGGCAGCGGGAGCUAUGUGAUGAGCUUCGUGCUGGCAGACCAGCAGAGCUGGCUAAAUACCUCCUCUGAUAGCCCACCGUUUCCUGUCGAGAUACUCAACACGUUCAAAAACUUGCGCGAUGCCGUCAAUAGCGGGGCAGCCGACUUCUUUAUGUGGGAACACUUCACCUCGAAGCGCUACUACGACAACGGUGAGAUCAAGCGCAUUGGUGAAAUUUACACUCCCUGGUCGUCGUGGAAAAUUGUUGCGGCAAACCAUCUCCUCACGUCAAAGAGCGGCAGCAAGCCCUCACUCGCGCCAGAGCUGGAAGAUAUGCUGGACAAGGUCAAUAAAGGCGUCAAGCACUUUGAGGAAAAUACGGAAGAGGCUGUUAAGUUUAUCAUCACGAAGCUCGACUACUCGGAAGAAGACGCUAGGGAAUGGCUGAAGACUGUAAAGUUCUCACAGCAGGUAAAGGGUGUCGACAAGGCGGUCGUUGAAAAGACUGUUGGCAUAUUGCAGAAAGCUGGUGUGUUGGGCAAAGAUGUCAAUCAAGCAGACAUGAUUGCACUCGAGCGUGUCGGAAACUGAGUCUUUACUGUGGACUCUUACAUGAAACUCAAUGUUUUGAAGUCGUUCAUCUGAAACAGAAAUCGAGCUUACUGCUUGUUCGGGGGUUCCCAUCAACCAAAAUUUUGAAUCAAGAGCUCACUUUCACCGGGCAAACGCGAUGUUGUGCAUUUCAGUGACAACCACAUUGUUUGUAAGGUUUCAAUGUUAUUCAACAACGGCAAACGCGACAAACUGAAUUCAUUACGACCGCCUAGCUUUGUUCUAUUACACAAAGG